AUGGGCAACACGAACUCGGCGAUCAAGGGCCUGGCGUCCGACAUCGCGGGCACGACGGGCAUAUGCGACGUGGUCACGGAUGUCUCGAGUGCCUGGGCGGUGUCCUAUUUGCUGCCGGGCGAGGAAGUCCUGUACGCGCUGCAGUGUGUGCGCCAGGAGUUCGCCUUCACCAACCGCGCACUCAUCAAAGUGAGCGCGGAAACGUCCACCACGACGCGGAAAUUAGUGGAGAGAUUUGAAUAUAAAAGUAACAGAGUGGAGCACGUCAAGUUCGAGUCGACGGGCGUCGUGGACCGAGACUGCGAGCUGGAAUUUAAGAUUGGAGAGGAGAAAAUCAAGAUUGACAUCGAACGUAGCAAAGAGGAAGAGAUUAAGGGUUUCUACAAGGCGCUUGUGCUGCUGGGACAUAAGCAGGAGGAGAAUGAACUUGAAUGGGAACUGGUUAAGCAGGCCAUGACUACGGCAAAAGACACUGUGCGUCGCUCGGACCCUGAUAGACAGAGUUUGAAUCAACAGUCCGACGAGACGCUCAGUUGGAUGAAGGCGCAGUACGAACGGACGCAUCCGCACUGCUACAAGAACGUCAUUACGAGUGUUCUUGACGCUGCACAAGCAGCGCAGGAGAAGGCUGGAUAA
Molecule: messenger RNA, 636 nt
Organism: Phytophthora nicotianae INRA-310
Lineage: Eukaryota; Oomycota; Peronosporomycetes; Peronosporales; Peronosporaceae
Exons: 1
Coding region: 1-636 (211 amino acids)
Source: RefSeq, a predicted model, not a curated record